Messenger RNA from Cylicocyclus nassatus, 483 nucleotides. Lineage: Eukaryota; Metazoa; Nematoda; Chromadorea; Rhabditida; Strongylidae. The record is from the annotation of a GenBank genome assembly.
AUGUUCUCGAUUGAACUCCCACGCGAUGAGUCACUUCAUUCACAGAAUGUUUCGAAAUUCGACUGGUACACGUUAACUACAGGACUGAACAUGAGCGCCAAGAAGUGUGCUCGUGAAGAGUGUGGGAAGACCGUUUAUCCUUUAGAAGAGCUCAAGUGUUUAGAUAAGGUUUGGCACAAACAAUGUUUCAAGUGCACUGUAUGUGGAAUGACCUUGAACAUGAAGAACUAUAAAGGUUAUGAUAAAAUGCCGUACUGUGAACCACAUUACCCAAAAACAGUCGCCUCCGUGGUCACAGAUACCCCUGAAAUGCGACGGGUUGCAGAAAAUACGAAAAAUCAAAGCCAGUCUUGUAGCUAUCAGUACCUUCGCUGGAUCUUGGUCCAUCCUAUUGGAAAGUUAGAAAAAGUAAUGUAUCCAAAGCCUUAUUUUGCCGAUUACUCCCCUGCCCUAUCCAUUAAGACCUGGCUAGACUGCACCUAA